This is a messenger RNA of Loa loa (African eye worm), 2472 nucleotides long. Its product is annotated as CBR-PTD-2 protein. Lineage: Eukaryota; Metazoa; Nematoda; Chromadorea; Rhabditida; Onchocercidae. Bases 1 to 2472 code for a protein of 823 amino acids. The transcript is spliced from 15 exons. Gene Ontology annotation, cellular component: membrane. The record is from RefSeq and is a predicted model, not a curated record.
AUGGAUAGAGCAGCCGGUGAAGAGCAUAUCAAGUCAGUGAGUAAACGUGAAAUAAGCACUGAUGAUAUGCUAGAAAAAGAUGAUCGAUUUGUUAUCAACAAAAGUGUUAGGAAAGCAGAAAUGGUACUUGAUGCAUGUCAACAAUAUUUCAUUCUUGGUACCAUGAUUCCACAUGAAAUCGUAUUAACAUUGUCAAAAUUAAUUUUCAAAGUAUCAUCGUUCAAUAAUUUAUUCAAUAUGCAUACAAUGCAACGAUUAUGUGCCAUUGAUUCGAUUGUUGAUAGAGAAAUUAAUUUGAAUGGUUUGAAUGCAACAAAUCUUAAACUUUUACCUUUUUCCUUUAAUCUUCCUUACUAUACAAUGUGCUUAAAUAUGGAUGUGUCAUCUGAUUCGUGCUCUUCACUUGAUUCCAAUUACACUGAUUUAUUCAAAUCGCUUGUUUUAACAUGUCAAUCUAAUCAAUCUUCAAUUCAAUGUCAACUACCCAUUGCUAAACAAAUAUCCAAUAUGAUCUUUCAAAAAAUUGAUGAACCUAUAAAUAUUAAUCAGCCAUUUUAUUUUGCUGUAGUUUUACCGAUUUCACAAUCGAACGAUGGUUAUUCACAUCUUCAUUUUUAUUCAAGUUUACUUCAAAAGUUUCAAGAUAACUAUAAGGAUGAUGAGUUGAAGUUAGUUGGGGCGCAAUUUGGUGUUAAGCAAGGAUUAUUUGCGGAAGAACUUCGAAGUGAUCUAAGACUUGGCGCAGUUGCGAUUAUUACAGUAGUAUUUAUCAUACUGAUAUAUACUGAUAGCUUUUUCUUCACAUUUUGUAUCACUGCUACCAUACUAUUAUCAAUCGGUGUUGCAUUCUUCGUUUAUACGGUAAUUCUUGGAAUCAAAUUUUUUCCGUUUUUGAAUUUACUUGCGAUGAUACUUGUCGUUGCUGUUGGAGCCGAUGAUGCCUUCCUUUUCAUGUAUCAAUAUCGGAAACAUAAAGAAGAUGCUAACAAAAAAUGGUCACCAAUGCUAACAAAGUGUGAUAUAAGUAAUGUAAAAGAAGAAAAUUUUGAUAAAGAAGAGUUAAUGAAAUGUCAUCGUAAACAGGUGACAUCAAGUUUAAGUGAUGCAAUAUCACAUGCUGCAAUUUCAAUGUUCGUUACAUCAGCAACCACUGCUGUUGCAUUCUUUGCUAAUCUUGCAUCAGAAAUUAUGGUCCUUAGGUCUUUUGGUAUAUAUGCCGGUACGUUAAUGAUAAUUAAUUACGUAUUAGUGAUGAUAAUACUACCUGCUGCAAUUAUUAUCAGUGAUGCAAAUGUUAAAUCAUUUGCCACUUCGAAAUUCUUUAUUUCAAGAGUGAAAUCUCGAAUUAACCAACUUUGGUGUAAUGCUGGUAUCAGUUUUGAUAAAGUAUUUAGCAGAUUGAUUCCACAAAUUGUAUAUAUUAUUCGAAUACCACUAAUAUUACUAACUAUUGUUGCAUUCGGUGUUUCACUUUAUGCAAUUAUUAAAAGUCCUGGAAUUCGAUUACCGGAAAAAAAUUCAAUCCAGUUUUUACGUUCUAAUCAUCCAUAUGAAUGGUUUGAUGAAAAUGCUGCAACAUUGUUUGAUUUUUCGAUCGGUCAUCGUCCAAAAAUGAAUGUUAUUGCUAUUUGGGGUAUCAAACCGACAAUAAGUGAAAGUUUGCUAAAUCCAAAUAAAAAAGGAUCGCUAAAUGUGGAUAUUGGUUUUGCUGAUGUUUUAGCUAAUCAUUUACUGGAAUUUCAGGCUUUGCUUAAACAUGUUAGCCAUCAAAUUAAUCCAAGUGUGAAACAAAAGUUAUGGUUGGAUGAAUUCAUUAAGUGGACAAAUUUGAAUACAACUACAAAAGAUUGUCAACUAUUUGGUGUAAAACAAUCCAAAUUAUCAAAUCCAAAAUCAUUUACCGGCAAUAUGCUUUCACGUUGUUUCCUUCAAUACGGACAUGCAAUAUCAUUUCCGAUAUUUAAUCAAUGGGAAAAAAAAGAUAACGAUGGACCAAUAUUUGAUAAAAAUGGCGUCUUCUUGGCUUAUUUUUUAAUCACUCAUAGCAAAUAUAAUUUCUCAACCGUUUUCAAAGAAAUGAAACCAUUUUUCGAUUUUAUAAGUAACAUGAAAGUGGAACGAAGUGAUAUUUCAGAAUUUAAUCAACCCUUAAUUCUAACAACUAGUCAAAUAGCAAAAUUGUAUGAUUUAUUGGAGCGCAUUUUAAAUGGUACAGCUAUUUCGGUAUUUAUUUCAUUGAUGGUUAGUAUGGUGGUGAUUAUUUUUAUCACUUUUCAUGUGAUCCUAUCAUUUUUGGCUAUCAUUUGCAUUGCUACUGUUGUUACUGUAACUAUUGCUAUCGUACUUUGGGCUGGCUGGACAGUUAAUGUUGUCGAAGCAACGAUAAUUGUACUAACAAUUGGAAUGAGCUUUGAUUAUUGUCUUCAUUUUGCUGUUGGUUUCCGACUUCAUAAAACCGGUGAUUACAGGUAA